This is a messenger RNA of Vitis vinifera (wine grape), 573 nucleotides long. RefSeq lists its product as uncharacterized. The record is from RefSeq and is a predicted model, not a curated record. NCBI's taxonomy places the organism in Eukaryota, Viridiplantae, Streptophyta, Magnoliopsida, Vitales, Vitaceae. The transcript has a single exon. The coding region runs from base 1 to 573 and encodes 190 amino acids.
AUGGGUUGUGGAUUUUCAUGCAGAUCGUCUUCUACCUUCAGCAACAUCCGUGUGGUUCACCUCAAUGGCUAUGUCGAAGAAUUCGAUCCUCCUGUGACCGUCAGCCAAGUCACAGGCAAGCCACCACUGCACUUUGUAUGCACCCCAGCACAGCUAAUUUCAGUAGGUUCCAAGCCAUUGAAGCCCGAUACUCAGCUCGAGCCGGGCCAUGUCUACUUCCUACUACCAUUCUCAAUGUUCCAUUUCGAGGUCUCUCCUAUGGACUUGACCUCUAUAGCGAGUAAACUUACAGCAAUUGCCAAAAGUGCACGGUGUGAGGCCAAGUCCCCUGGACCUGGUUUCUCAGCCAGCCCCAUGAGGACUGCUUCUUCACCGGCCAGAAAUCCGAGUCCUAACCACUUUUCGGAUCAGAACAUGAGGGUGGAAAUGGCGGCUGGUGAUGGAGUAUAUGGUGGACAAAGGUCUUGUAAAUCUCGAUCAUGGAAGCCCCUUUUGGACCCCAUCAGGGAAAGAUCGUUCAAUCGGAGAAGUGAAUCUGAUUUGCAGAAGGAGCAUUCAGAGAUGGGGAAGUAG